ACAGUUAACACCAUCGAAAUAUGAGUGAUCAGAAUUGGAAGAAAUUACAAGAAGAGUUGAGACGUAGGGCAGCGACAGCCGCCCUGCCUGGACGUGGGCCACCCCGUCCCCCCUUCGCUGCCGCUGCUGGAAUCGGAGGCUUAUUACUUUUGGGUACGGUUAUGUUGGCCCAGAACGCUUUGUUCAAUGUGGAUGGUGGUCAAAGAGCCAUCGUCUAUUCGCGGGUCAACGGUGUCCAGCCUCGGAUCUAUGCCGAAGGAACACACUUCAUAAUGCCCUGGUUGCAAAGACCAAUUGUGUAUGAUGUGAGAGCCAAACCAAGAAAUGUGGCCUCGUUAACUGGUACCAAGGACUUGCAAAUGGUGAAUAUCACUUGUAGAGUGUUGUUCAAGCCUGACGUGUUCCAAUUACCAGAUAUCUACAGAACUUUGGGAGUUGACUAUGAUGAGAAGGUGUUGCCAUCGAUUGUCAACGAGGUGUUGAAGUCGGUGGUGGCUCAAUUUAAUGCCUCUCAAUUGAUCACCCAGAGAGAAAAGGUUUCAAGAUUGGUCAAGGAAAACUUGGUUCGUCGUGCCAAGAAGUUCAACAUAUUAUUGGAUGAUGUGUCGUUGACGUUCAUGACAUUUUCCCCUGAAUUCAGUGCUGCAGUUGAAGCCAAACAAAUUGCCCAACAAGAUGCUCAAAGAGCAGCUUUCGUUGUGGACAAGGCCAUUCAAGAAAAACAACAAUUGGUGGUCAAGGCACAGGGUGAAGCUCAGUCUGCCCAGUUGAUUGGUGAAGCCAUCAAAAAGUCCAAGGACUACGUUGAGUUGAAGAGAUUGGAUACCGCAAGAGAAAUCGCCGGGAUCUUGGCCAACUCUCCCAACAGAAUUAUGUUGGAUAACGACACGUUGUUGUUGAACACGGUCACCGACGGGCGUAAGUAAUUGUCUUGUUCUUCUUUGUAAAUAGUAAUAAAACAUAUCAGCAGAU
Yamadazyma tenuis ATCC 10573 is the source of this 972-nucleotide messenger RNA. It is a transcript of the gene PHB2, whose product is annotated as prohibitin subunit. Gene Ontology annotation, cellular component: membrane; mitochondrion. Lineage: Eukaryota; Fungi; Ascomycota; Pichiomycetes; Serinales; Debaryomycetaceae. The record is from RefSeq and is a predicted model, not a curated record. Gene Ontology annotation, biological process: mitochondrion organization.